AUGUCAAAACUGGACUCAAAAUGUGUGGUCAAGUACUAUAACUCGUGGAAAGAAAGCAUUCAUUUAUACAUACAUAUGGAGUGCUGUGAACAAAAUUUGCGGACAGUAUUCACAGACAAACGGCUGGUGUUUGGCAGACAAUCACCGGCGGAACCGAUGUCUUCACACGAGUACUACAUAUCUUGCGAAAUAUUUCGGGAACUUUUGAAAUCACUACAAUAUCUGCACGGAUUAAAGCAUCCUAUCAUUCAUCGAGAUCUUAAGCCGGAAAAUAUAUUAAUUUUAUGCACCGAUAAUAAAGGUGUGUUUUUAAAACUCGGUGACUUUGGUCUGGCCACUAACCAGGAUCGUACAGCUCUAACCCAGGGUGCGGGUACUCGCAAAUACAUGGCCACUGAAGUGGGCUUUUCUCAGUCAUAUGACUGCAAAGCAGACAUUUAUAGUCUGGGACUUAUUGGUUAUGAAUUGUUUGAAAUAUACAGCUUUGGUAAUAACUGUAGCGGAUGUCUGGGUCUUAGACAUAUCAGACCCGUUAAAUCGCCACAAAUUAUACAACAAUUAUGUCAUCAAAACAUACAAUACUUUGUCAAUGGAUACAUAUAUUGUUCGUACGGCUCGUCGUUUGCCAUCACAACCGAUGGACAUGUGUUCAGUUGGGGCGACAAUAGAGCUCAUCACGCGUCGCUCCACAAGGACUCCGACCGCCGCUUACGUGAACUAUAUCUCCGGUCGAAAGUACUUUCAACCAGAGAUAUACCUUUCAUCCCUCUCCACGACAUUAUUCUGGUCGGCCAUCUUGUAUCUCAAGACAGAGACCUUAGGGCGUUAGCUCAGUGGAUAGGGAGCCUCGCACUCAUGCCUAAGGUAGCGGGUUCAAGUCCUGGUGGGCGCACUGCUCUUCUGUCCUCUUUCGGGGAUCAGUUGUAG
Medioppia subpectinata is the source of this 927-nucleotide messenger RNA. The record is from the annotation of a GenBank genome assembly. NCBI's taxonomy places the organism in Eukaryota, Metazoa, Arthropoda, Arachnida, Sarcoptiformes, Oppiidae.